This is a messenger RNA of Truncatella angustata, 1143 nucleotides long. RefSeq lists its product as uncharacterized. Bases 1 to 1143 code for a protein of 380 amino acids. The transcript has 3 exons. The record is from RefSeq and is a predicted model, not a curated record. NCBI's taxonomy places the organism in Eukaryota, Fungi, Ascomycota, Sordariomycetes, Amphisphaeriales, Sporocadaceae.
AUGGCCCGUUUCAACCCCAUCGCCAUGCUCAGGAGCAAGCUUGAGGAGUACAAGAAUCAGAGGAGGGAUUCCAAGCAGUCUUCCUCGUCCACGUCAGAGGGCGGGGACAGUUUCCAAAGAUCUGCCAGACUCAUCUUUAUCAGGGCUGGUCCUAGAGGUUUCGUGCUGUCUGUGGAGGGCGGCUCCUUGCACAUGCACAGACUGCCACAACCGGAACGGCAUCAAGGCCCGCCGACCCCUUGCUUGUCGGCGUCAACUCAGAGCCACUCUCCACCCACUAGCUUUGAAGGCAAUGGAACUGCCAGUCCUCAAGGGCCACCCAAGCCAUCCGAGGAGCCGCAGCAAGAUGUGACCAGCAAGGCUCAAGAGCAUCAUAGGGAAGAAGAAGAAGAAGAAGAGGAGGAGGAGGAGGAAAUUAAAGAAGACAACGACGCUUCCCACUGCAACCCCGGGUCCGUAGAGCUCUACAAGAAGCUCAAGCGCAUGGACUCCUUCGACCUCCCCUACCGACUCAAGAGAGUCAGCCGCACCAGCGACCCCUCAAACCGCUCCCCGCCCCCGGAGCCGGAACAGCUGCAGCUGCGGACCCCAUCCCCUUCCUCCUCACCCUGUCUGCCCUCUCCCCCACGCUCUUCCCCACCUCCGCCGCGGUCCCAUCCGGAAAGCCUGAUCGAGGACCGCAUCAGAUGGCCCCUGUGGGGCGACGCGGACGAGCACCCCGAGUCCGCCGACGACAGGGACGAGGCGGGGAGCUAUGUCCCGGCGAGGCAGAACUGGCUCAGGAGCCUCGUCCCGCAAACGAGCUCUGAUCUCCUGCCACGCCGGGAGAAUACAAUACAACGACAGCGACACGCGUCCCCACUUCAGCCCCAAGAGAUCGCUCAACGCAGAGGCAGAGGCAGCCACCAGAACGAAACCAUGAGCGAUACAGCUAGGCUAUCCGGAACGCGGCCGCGGAGCAUAUCGCCGUCGCUCGACGUCGUGCAGGGGCAUAGUCCCGCCCCAGGUGUCGUCGGUAAACGCUGGGCUCCGAGCGCCAGAGUUUUAGAGACCGCACCAGAAGGUGCCGAUGCCGAGAAGGCGACUGAGCGUGAGCAGAUAUGGUGGGUGAUGACAUCUGCUCCGAAGACCCUAAGUUGCUGA